Messenger RNA from Achroia grisella, 2507 nucleotides. Its product is annotated as zinc finger and BTB domain-containing protein 41-like. Gene Ontology annotation, molecular function: zinc ion binding; DNA-binding transcription factor activity, RNA polymerase II-specific; RNA polymerase II transcription regulatory region sequence-specific DNA binding. Gene Ontology annotation, cellular component: nucleus. The transcript is spliced from 13 exons. Gene Ontology annotation, biological process: regulation of transcription by RNA polymerase II. The coding region runs from base 157 to 2079 and encodes 640 amino acids. Lineage: Eukaryota; Metazoa; Arthropoda; Insecta; Lepidoptera; Pyralidae. The record is from RefSeq and is a predicted model, not a curated record.
AGCAGCCAUUUUGUGGUGUCGUAGUUAACUUGAUUGUUCUUCAUUAAAAUUCGUCUAUUUUACAUGGAAGUAUUACUUUUUGUUGUGGUUUGAAAAUUAAUCAUAACAAUAAACAAGUUUGGAAAGUUAUAUUAAUAUUAAAUUAAUUAACCUAAAAUGGAGCAAGAUGUGGAUAAUGGCUAUAGAACUGUUUGCAGCGCUUGCCUAAGUAGCGAUCGGGAUUUAUUUUCUAUAUGUAAUUUACAACAUGUUUACGAAAUGUUUAGGUUGCUUACAUAUGAUUUCCCGGUAGACAGGGUAAUUGAAAAUAAAACAUAUAUGCAGCAACUGGUCUGUUGGGAAUGUCUGGCAAUCCUAAAAAGAUUUGCUCGGUUCAAGAAGCAGGUUCAUAAUGCUCAGGAACAUCUCCGUGUUCUCGCCAUAAGCAGCACACAAGAGAGUAUGGAUCACACAUACAUGUCUCAAUCCCUGUCUUCCCUCGAGAUGCUUACCAAAGUGGAUUAUGACAAGAUAUAUUUGGAGUACGCACAAGAAACGGAGUGGCCCCAGGAUUUCAUGUCUAUAGCGACAAUACACGACGUCAAAAGCGAGCAGUACGAUGUGGCGCAGGCUGUGCGGGACAAUAUCAACUUGGAUAUUGACGACCAUAUGCUGGAAGUGCCGGAGAUAGUGCUGGAGAAUCCGGUAACGGGCGUGAUGUCGCAUAUAGUGGUCGGCAGCGACGCCCUGGUCUCCCGUCCCGAUAUGUACGACAAAGAAGAAACCUCGAUGGUUGUGGAAACACUGACGUCGCCGAAAGUACAAUCAAUGAUCGCGGUUUGUCGUAAGUCGCCCGGCGACGACGAGAGGGGAAUAAAGUCGGGAUAUGUCACAGAGUAUAUGACAGAGGCGGAAAUGUUAGCGUACAGAGAAGAGGCAAAACUAAAACUACAGUACGCUAGUUCGGUUUACAAAUGUGAAUUGUGCAUAAUUGGGUUUUACUCUGAACAACAAGUAGAGGAUCACUUUGUAAGCGCACAUAGAGUGAAACCAGGCCGCGUGCCCUGCAAAGUAUGCUAUGUGUACGUGGAUGAAGGGAAGCUGUCGAGCCACGUGGACGAGCAUUACCUGCGACGCACGUGUAGACUGUGCGGUCACACCGAGUACAGCACCAAACUGAUGCAGCUACAUAUGAACAAACACACCACCAAACAAGUGCCCAACACUGUCAUCAAGAUCGGAGACAGCCCGUCUGCUACUGGCAAGGGUCGAAAGAAGAAAGAAUCUAAAGGCAAGACACCACGACAGGGUGAUUUAAGGAAACUUCUGUCUAAGACGACGAUAGAGGGGUACCAGUGCUUGGAGUGUGACAUGUUCUUCAAAAAUUCACGUGCGCGCAAAAAUCACGUGGCAAGGUUCCAUCGGGAAGGGCUACAGUGCGACCACUGCAAGAAACGAUUCGUCAACCGAACCACGCUCGCCACACAUCUACGGUUGCAUGAGGGUCCACUCCCGCGGUCCGAGUGCCCCAUCUGUCACAAGAUGGUGCGCGUCAUCCAACUGAAGUACCACAUACGGAGACACGAGAACAAGAGUCGUUAUGAAUGUACGGACUGCAACAAAGUGUUCUCGCACCUCACCACGUACCAGGCGCAUCUCAAGUUCAGCAGGGCGCACGCGUCCGAUCAGGUUUUCAAAUUUCCGUGUCCAAUGUGCAACAAGGGGUAUCCCACGAAAGAAGCCAUGCAAGACCACUUUAACUACCAACAUUUGGGGAAAACGGCGCAUAAAUGUCCCGUUUGUGAUAAGCCAAUCGCGUCGCGGGCAUACGUGGAGAAGCAUAUGAUGCGCGUCCACUCGGAAAAGAAGGAGAAGCCGAGGAAUCACGUGUGUCAAACUUGCGGCAAAGCGUUUACGGACAAGAAGGCGCUGACCCAACAUGAAGUAAUACACUCGAGCGAUCGCCCGCUAUCGUGCGACAUUUGUCAACAGUCGUUCAAACAGAAAGCGUCGUUGUACACGCACCGGAAACGGGUUCACAAAGUGUAUCCGGUGAAGCGAGUUGUCGAGUUCAUGGACUCUACAAAACAAGAGCAAUAGAGGUCAAGACUCCAUUAGAUUUAAUGUCAUCAUCACAACAUAAUAAAGUAUUAACGUUGGGUAUAAGGUAAACUUUCCAUUAUGUCACAUGAGUUUCAUAAUUUUAUGAGUCAUGUCACAUGAGUUUCAUUAUUACUCGAGUUAUGUUACACGAGUUUCAUAAUUAAGUGCAUUACACACGAAUUCUUAUUGAUUGCCCAUCCAAUUCAAACGGGGAUCUAAAUUACGACGGCCUGAGCCGAUGUUCGAAACCCUAGCGGUGCUCUCAGACUACAGUCGUCAGGAGAGAGUUGGCCUUCUGCCGCUCCAUAAGUCCUUCCUUUGGUUUGGAGUGCCAUCUGCACUCGCCCCCUAUCGUUCGAUGAAGCUAAAGGCCAGCUGCGGCCAACAGCAUUAGAAUAGUUUCAAACACAUUACAAUUUCUUGAC